AUGCACGGAGAUGCGGCGUUCUCUGGUGAGGGCGUAGUGAUGGAAACGUUCAAUCUGGAUGAUUUACCUAGCUACACUACUCACGGCUGUAUCCACGUCGUAGUCAACAAUCAAGUCGGCUUCACCACUGACCCCAGGUUUUCGCGCUCGUCGCCAUACUGUACUGAUGCUGGCCGUGUUGUCGGAUGCCCGAUUUUCCAUGUGAAUGCUGAUGAUCCAGAAGCUGUGAUGCAUGUAUGCAAUGUGGCUGCUGAAUGGAGAAAAACAUUCAAGAAGGAUGUUAUCAUCGACCUGGUCUGCUACAGAAGACAUGGCCACAAUGAACUCGAUGAACCGAUGUUUACUCAGCCACUUAUGUAUCAAAAAAUCAAGCAACAUCCAAUAGCUCUUGACAAAUACAAGGAGCACAUCAUCAGUGAAGGUGUUGCAGAUGAGCAAUACGUAAAGGAAGAACUAACCAAGUACGGUCAAAUCCUGGAAGACGCCUACGAAAAUGCUCAAAAGGUUACGUAUCUGAGAAACCGCGACUGGCUGGAUUCUCCUUGGGAUGGUUUCUUCAAAAAACGUGAUCCUCUCAAGUUAGUCAGCACUGGUAUCGAAGAAGAUAAAAUCAAACAUAUCAUUGAGAAGUUCGGUUCCGUUCCUGAAGGAUUCCAUUUGCAUCGUGGUCUUGAACGAAUCCUUAAAGGACGUAAGCAGAUGUUGCAGGAAAACUCGGUUCGUUGGUUUUUGUGA
Haemonchus placei is the source of this 735-nucleotide messenger RNA. NCBI's taxonomy places the organism in Eukaryota, Metazoa, Nematoda, Chromadorea, Rhabditida, Trichostrongylidae. The record is from the annotation of a GenBank genome assembly.